ACUCUACGAACAAAGAUGGCAGAAGAAGCACCAGCAGUUGCACCGGCAAAGCCCGCGGCGAAAGCCCCGAAGAAGAAGCCUGCAGCCCGGCCAAAGAAGGACGGACCCAGCCUCCCGAAGCUGAUCAUCGCCGCUGUGGCGGAGUCCAAGGAGAAGAAAGGACUCUCAGUGUCCGCGGUGAAGAAGGCUUUGGCGGCUAAAGGCGUCGAUGUGGUGAAGUCCAACAAACGGAUCAACACCGCCGUCACUAAGCUGGUGGUUAAAGGCACUCUGACCCAAACUAAAGGUACCGGGGCGUCCGGUUCCUUCAAGCUCGCAAAGGAGGCAAAACCAGAGAAACCAGUCAAGAAGGUGGUGAAGAAGAAAGCCGCGGUGAAAGCCAAGAAGCCCGCAGCAGCCGCUAAGAAGCCCGUUGCCGCCAAGAAGAAGAAGCCGGUAGCAAAGAAACCAGUAGCGGCCAAGAAAUCACCCAAGAAGGCUCCAGCUAAGAAAGCUGUUGCUGCCAAGAAAGUGGUGAAGAAGACUCCCGUGAAGAAAACCCCAGUGAAGAAGGUGGUGAAGGCGGUGAAGAAGACCCCCGUGAAGAAAGCUCCGGCAAAGAAGGCGGCAGCAGCCAAGAAAUCAAAGAAGUGA
Molecule: messenger RNA, 633 nt
Organism: Scomber scombrus (Atlantic mackerel)
Lineage: Eukaryota; Metazoa; Chordata; Actinopteri; Scombriformes; Scombridae
Product: histone H1-like
Exons: 1
Coding region: 16-633 (205 amino acids)
Biological process (GO): nucleosome assembly
Cellular component (GO): nucleosome
Molecular function (GO): structural constituent of chromatin; DNA binding
Source: RefSeq, a predicted model, not a curated record